Asparagus officinalis (garden asparagus) is the source of this 1992-nucleotide messenger RNA. Its product is annotated as GDP-L-galactose phosphorylase 1-like. The transcript is spliced from 11 exons. Gene Ontology annotation, biological process: glucose metabolic process. Gene Ontology annotation, cellular component: cytoplasm. The record is from RefSeq and is a predicted model, not a curated record. Gene Ontology annotation, molecular function: GDP-D-glucose phosphorylase activity. Bases 484 to 1623 code for a protein of 379 amino acids. Lineage: Eukaryota; Viridiplantae; Streptophyta; Magnoliopsida; Asparagales; Asparagaceae.
AAUCGCGUCCACGACUUCUCUCUCUAUAAAUAAAAAUAGCUUGCGGGAAGAAAAUAACAUUUCUGUUUUCGGAAGGAAUCUUCGUCUCUUUUUCCUCCGAGAACUCAGAUCUUAGUGCUCGAGUUUAACUGGAACUUCCGACAGUUGGGAGAUUGAGAGCUGCUAAUUUUGUUGAAUAUUAUUUUAGAAUUUGUGGGUACUUUUGGAGAAUUGCUGGUCCGGUUAGGGCUGGCUUCAACAAUCCAACCACGGCUCUAAGCAAAGAACCCCGCAUUAUAAUUAGAAGGGGAAGAGAAUGUUCGCAGGGUUUUCCUAAGUUUUUGCUUGCGUCCCCUUCUUUCCACGGUGGUCGGGGUGCCCUACCAUCGGCUGGUGGGCAUCCUUCGGAUCUGACAUAUCUUGCUGGUGGUGGUGCUGAAGUCUGAGUGCAAGUAUAUUGUGUAGGUUAUUAUUAUAGUGAGUGUGCUUAAACAAUUUGGAAGUAUGGUGUCAUUUAAGCAGCUUGAUGGUGAAUACCUUCUUGUCAAGUCAAAUAUUGGGUCGGAGCAGUCUAAGUGCCACCAGAUGCCUCCCAGAGAGAAUUGGUGUCUGUCAGGUAUCAAGACACAUCUUUACCUGAUUGGUAAUUCUACUGAAGGCAAUUGUGUCUCUGCUGAUGAGGGCUUACUAGAUGCUCUCCUCCUUUCUGAGUGGGAAGAUUGUUCAUGGAAAGGUCUGCUCAAAUAUGAUGUGACAAUGUGUGAAACAAAGAUCAUUGGGGGUGAAAAGGAGUUGCUUGCUCAGUUGAAUGAUAAAUGGAACUCAAGCUUCCCUGCUGAGUUUGAGAAAAAUACCCUCCAGCCAUUAGGACCUGGGAAGCCAACUCAUAUGAAAAUUCUCAGGGAGAAUCUUCUAUUUUGCAUUGCAAGUGGAGAAAAGGAGAGUUGUCAAAGUCAACUUAUUCCUUCGGCUGCAAUUCCUAUGGAUGGAUUCUUGAUUCUGGUUAAUGUGAAUCCUGUCGAGUAUGGGCACAUCUUUUUGGUUCCUUAUGGUACCAAGCGAAGGCCAGAGUUUUUGCACAAGGAGAUGUUCUAUUUGAUUUCACGGUUUGCAAAGGAAAUCAGUAAUUGCUCCCUAAAGGUCUUUUUUGAGCACAGUUCUUCGACAACUCCAGAUUAUGCAUAUUUCCAGGCUGCUUACUUUGCAAACCCUUUACCAGUGGAACUUCUUCCAGUUAUCACUGUAUAUGACUGCAAGGAUAACAAAGGAGUAACCAUAUCUGAGCUUGCAGAUUAUCCUCUUAAGACAUUGCUGUUUACAAGCCAGAACUUGGAAUCACUUGUUGGAUUAGUAGCAGAAAUAUGCUCUAUUUUACAGAAAGACAACAAUGUCGUGUUCAACUUACUGGUCUCUGAUUGUGCUACAAAGGUGUUCCUGUUUCCUCAGGUUCAUCUUCCAGCGGCUGGAAGCCACCUCUCAACCUGGGAAUGUGGAGGCUAUUUUAUCUACAACAAAAGAUCCGAAUUUGACAGUGCCUCAGAGGCAGAAUUAUCUGAACGAUUGGCUGCGGCAUCUCUCGAUGACCAAGGGUUCCACGCCCUGAAACAGCUUUGCUGUAGUGUUGCUGUGAAAAUUGCACCCUGAUUCGGUGCAGGUACGAAUCAGUGUGUGAAAUAAACUAGUAUGUGAGCAUUAUGAUGCCCUCGAUGUAAGAUUUUAACUAAACUUGGAAUGCAUUAUUGCUACUGAGAUGCUUCAGAGUGUAAAUAUCCUAUCAAAUUUGCACCCUUAUCUGGUGCAAAGUAUGAAUGGAAGUGUGAAAUAAAUAGCGUACGAGUAUCCUGAUGUCCGUCAGACUGUAAGAUUUAAAGUUUAAACUGAAAUAGGAAGGCAUUACUACUACUGAGAUACUUCAAAGGGUGACUAUCCUCUCAUGACUUGUACUGUUUUUCAGUCUUGGCUGUUAGCUCUUAUAUACUGGAAAUUUGGAAUAUAGUUAUUGUCUUUAAAUUC